AUGACUUGCUCCUCAUGGUUCUCAUCGGACGCGUUGCGUCUACUGGAGACCCGCAAUCGGCGUGAAGUAGAUGCAUUCAGUGACUUAAUUACAUCGCAUCAACAACUCCUUUUCCGCUCUGCGUUGUAUGCGAGCUCGUCAUCUCUGAGUGCGUCUCAGCGGCUUCCAGGUCAUCAGGAUCAAGACGAUGCGACGGUGCAGAGGUACCUUGCGUCAAUUCAGAGACUUGAGCGAGAGCUGACAGAUAAAAAUGCACAGCUGGCAAGCUAUGCAGGUCAGCAAUUGGCUUUGGUGAGUGAGAGCAAGACACUGCUGCAAGAGCGUGAGCAGUGGGAGCAGCAGCUGCUGAUGAUGACUAAGCGAUUGGAAGAGGAGAUAAUGCUUAGCCACGAGAAGGAUGUAGCGAUAAACGAACUGAACGAUACGCUGUUAACAAUUAAAGAUGAAUUGGCUAGGCACAGGAUGCUGCUGGAACAGAGUGAGGCUGAAGGGGUCAAACUUAGGAAGCGAAACGCCGAAUUAGAGACGCAGGAGAAAAGCUCGUUACUGCAUGAAUGGGUUCAGGCCACUAGUGAAGAGAAAAGCUUAGGACAUCUAUCGCCUGCUAUGGUGGCAAUGGCUACACAGGAAGCAGCAGAGAGUCUGGGUCGUGUGGUGCUGAACGAGGAUGAAGAACAGGGUGUUCGAAACCAAACCACGCUUGUGACUCACGUGACGCAUUCCAUACGCGCUCAUGCAACAGAGGUAAACUCCGUGUGCUUUAAUACAUCAGGCAAAAUUUUAUUCAGUGGUAGCAGUGAUGGGACCGUGAGAGCUUGGGAAGCGGAGAGAUCACAAUUGACGCCUCCACGAGCACUAGGAGAGUACAGAGGAGUGGGUACUGCUCACCCGCUACUUUGUGUAAGAGCAUCAGAGGAUGGUGGUUUUGUGUUGGGGACAGGGUGCGAUCGGAAAUGCUUCGUAUGGAGAGUAGGUACUGGACGCGUUUCGCAGACACUGACAGGGCACAAAGGCAAAGUGCUUGCGGCCGAAUUUUCGCCUGUUGUGCCACACCAAGUGAUCACUGGUUCUUCAGAUCGCAGUCUACGUGUAUGGGAUAUCAUGCGUGGCGUGCGGCUGCAGACGGUAAGCUGCGUAUCAAGCUGCAACGAUAUUGCAGCACCCUCUGGAACUGAUGCAGCAUUCGUUCAAUUCGCGAGUGCGCAUCAAGAUGGCGCAGUCCGCUUUUGGGAUACGAGGGUAGUACGUUGCGUACAGGAGCUUCCAUGUGUUCACACAGAGCAGAUAACAUCGGUGAGUUUGGGUGGCAACAACUUGCUUACGAAUUCUCGCGACCAUACCUUAAAGGUCAUCGAUCCUCGGACUUACGGGGUUUUGCGUGAACUGAAGCAUAAAGAAUAUCAGUGCGGGUUUGACUGGGGAAAGGCCUCAAUAAGCCCUGAUGGACGUUUUGCUCUUGCUGGUGGUGCAUCUGGUUGUAUCUUUAUCUGGAAUGUAGGCUCUGGAAAAGUUGAGACGCAGCUUGCACCUGGACCUACAAGCCAUUACGGUGCCGUGGCUUGCUGCGUCUGGCGUCCUGACGGCCAAGGCGCUGCUUCAUGUGAUAAGAACGGUAUGGUGGCCUUGUGGGAGUAA
Messenger RNA from Plasmopara halstedii, 1635 nucleotides. Its product is annotated as WD40 repeat protein TipD. NCBI's taxonomy places the organism in Eukaryota, Oomycota, Peronosporomycetes, Peronosporales, Peronosporaceae. Gene Ontology annotation, biological process: autophagosome assembly. The record is from RefSeq and is a predicted model, not a curated record. Gene Ontology annotation, cellular component: autophagosome membrane. The transcript has a single exon. Gene Ontology annotation, molecular function: protein binding. The coding region runs from base 1 to 1635 and encodes 544 amino acids.